Molecule: messenger RNA, 5238 nt
Organism: Mytilus californianus (California mussel)
Lineage: Eukaryota; Metazoa; Mollusca; Bivalvia; Mytilida; Mytilidae
Product: ubiquitin-conjugating enzyme E2 L3-like
Exons: 4
Coding region: 9-473 (154 amino acids)
Source: RefSeq, a predicted model, not a curated record
AAUUCAAUAUGGCAGCGACCAGGCGGCUUCAGAAGGAAUUGGGAGACUUAAGAAAGGCAGAUUUAAAAACGUUUAGAAAUAUUAUUGUAGAUGAAUCGAAUAUACUGAAAUGGGAAGGGUUAAUAGUUCCAGAUCAGGUUCCAUUCAAUAAAGGGGCGUUUAAAGUAGAGAUUAACUUUCCUGCAGAAUAUCCAUUCAAACCACCAAAAGUUACGUUCAAAACAAAAAUAUACCAUCCUAAUAUUGAUGAAAAAGGACAGGUGUGUCUACCUAUCAUUAGCCCAGAGCACUGGAAACCAGCUACAAAAACAGAUCAAGUUAUACAAUCACUAAUAGCCUUAGUUCAUGAGCCUGAACCUGGCCACCCACUCAGACCGGACUUAGCUGAAGAAUUUACUAGGGAUAAGAAGAAAUUUUUUAAAAAUGCAGAUGAUUAUACUAAAAAGCACAGCGAAAAAAGACCAACAGAUUAAAUGUGAUAAAUAUAUAUAGACAUGGCAGUGAUUAAUUAAUUCCUUGGUUUUUAGUGCUUUCAGAUUAAUUUAUGUUCUAGGAGAAGCAUUUCUUAUAGUAAUUGAUACAGUUUUCAGUUAAAGGAUUAUUUUCAGAAUAAAGAGAUUGAGAAUUCAAAGCUUAAGUAAGACAUACACAUAUCCAUUUAGAUUUUGAAUUUUCAGCACCAUAAUGUACAAUUUAACAUGUAAUUUAUUGUAAUUAAUUAAUACAAAUAGUUUUGAUUUAUCUCCUAUGAUACAACAUGUACAAGGGGGAAUAAUUUAGUAUGAUUCGAAAAAAAAUUUAAAUUAAACUUGAGCAAAGAAUGUAAUAAUAAAUUUUGGCAAAAGACAGCAGUGAUAAAAAAAAAAAUCAACUGCAAAGUAAAAUAUAUGUAUACACACAAUGUAACAUGUUAUCAUGUAAUUAAUUAAUAUAAGUGGUUUUGAUUUAUCACUUAUAAUACGAAGGGGAAUAAUUCAGGUUAAGUCAAUGCAAUAUUAAAUUUUGGCAGAAAACAGCUGUGAUCCCUCUUAGAACUGCAUUAGAGAGUAAAAAUUUGGUUGUUGCAAAAUUUUAUUUACUGGAAAGUAAUGAAAUCUAGGAAUUAAUUGUCAACUUGUUGCAGUCAAUGUGUGAUUAUUCCAUACAAUUUGUUUUAGUGAUUUAUCAUCAAGACUUUUUAUUUACAUUUGAUUGAUGCUUACAAGAUAAUGCUCCUGAAUUUGUUUGUUGAAUGUACUAUUUGAUAGAAUGAUAAGGCUACUGCAAGGAUUAAGCCCAUUCAGUUUAUAUUGUUACAAGUCAGCAGAGGUGGAAAGACUUAUAUAACGUCAGAUCUUAUGAUAAAAGAAACUUGUUGAUUGUCCUGUUGCUUUUAAUAUGAUUUGUAAGUUGGUUAAGUGAAGAGAAUGGUAAUCAGUGUUAUCCACUGAAAUGAUUUAUAGUAACUAUUACAUAAAUUCUUUGCGAUAAGUUAGGAAAUUUUCUAAAAACUGGUGUUCCAACUCCCUCAAGCAUAGUUGAACUGAAGUGGAUUUGGCUAUUUUUUUCGGUUUGUUUCGGUCAUAUAAUUCUUCAAGCAUAUGAGUUUUCCAUUCUUUGAAUUUUAAUUUUUCACAUUGAGUUUCCAUGAUGAAGGUUGAUCCAGAGAAGGGCUUCAUUCACACCACAUUUAUAAUGUAUUAUUUUAAUUUUGCAGUAUAUGACUUUGACAUGGGAUGAACCCACAUUGACCGCAUCAUAGCCUGUUGUCGUUUGUCUUUCUACUUGGCAAUGUUUUACAUUUAUGUAUAUGUCUUAGUAAUUGACCUGAUGUAUUGGUAUAAAAGAAGAUUUUUUUGUUCUGUUUGUUUUUAUCUUUUAAUGUCAGGAAUAUUUCUGAUUAAUGUUUUUUUUCCUAAGGAAAAUGCCAGCAGUUGAUAAUAACCUCAUUGUGACAUAUUUUCUUUCCGUGUAACGGACUGGAGAAUUUUUUUCAAGCUAUUUCCGUUUAUGUCUUCAAAAUUGAGAAAAAAGAAGUUUAAUUUUUUAAUAAGAAGUGAAAUUUACAUGUAGUUAACAUGUAAUAGAAAAUUUCUUUAGUAUACUCAGAUGAAGAGGAAUUGAUGGAUUUCAAAGAAAACUGUGAAUAUAUAUGAUUAACUUUGUUCAUAUCUUGUAAUUGAUCACAUCUAUGCUAUUGCUUGCAAAGCUGGUUGAAUAUGUUUGGUGUCAACAGUAAUCCAAUCUGCUUGAACCCAAGUGGUAUUGAAUUGGAAAACCUUUGACUUGAUUGAGGCAAGUUCACCAUGAAAAAUCUUUAGCAUCAAUUUCAUUAAAUGACAAAUAAUUACAGUAGAAGUAUGUUGCUUUUGUAGUUUUCAAUGGUUCAUUUACAACCAGUAAAAUUAUGCUCAAUAGAGAGUAAAUAAACCCAGGGUUCAGAUAUUAACCAUGGCAUUAUGUUUAGACCCAUUUUAGUGUUUUCCUAAGCCUGCAGACUUUUUUUAGGAUCUGUCAUACAUUGUAGUACAAUAGGCCCAGUUUUCUGCAGAAUUAUUUGACCUGUAAGAUGACCUUUAAAUAAAAAAAAUUGAUAUUGAAUUGACCAUUGACAUUUCAUUAAGAAAUAAGAAGAUAAGAAUAAAAGGUCUAUGAAAGAGACAAUUGUGAACCUUUGCAUAAACAUUGCAAUAUCUUGAGAAUUAAAUAAUGGACCAUAUAUAUGCAUCAUAUUUGUAAUUUGUCUUUCUAUAUAUACCUGGUAUUGGUUUUGUUCAUCACAAUUCUGUAAAGUGAGAACUUUUUUUGUAAUAUAAAAUAAGACCAAUGAUUUCCACAAGAUGUAUAAGACAUUAAAGAUAGCAUGUAUGAUGAAUCUACUGUCUUUGUAAUGUGAAAAGAUCUGUUUAAGAAAAUGAACUCUUUAUUCUAUGCUUUGUAGAAAUUUUUAGAUCGAUUACUUCUUAAAUAUUUUUGGAGGCUGAAACAAAUAAACUAAUGUACUUCAUAAUUCCUGACAAAAGUUUUGGUAUUUGUAGAAAUAAAAUUUUCAUUGUUAUUGAGUUUGAUUAAGAAAUUGUGUAAAAUUUGAAACGUGCAAAGAUCAAUCUGAAGAGAAUAUAAAAAAAAACUUUGGCAGUAAAAUUGAAUGAUUCUUGUGUUACAUUUUUUACAGUACAGAUAUUUGAUGUAAAAUAUCAUUACAAAGUUCUCACUUUACAAUAAAUGUUUUACAUGUUUUCAUAUAAUUCGUUGUCUAGGAUUACUAUAAUAUCUUGAAUUCAAUCUGUCAAUGUAUACAAAGGAUACAUGUUCAUAUUCGACAAAAUACUGUUAGGUGGUUUAUUUUCCUUUGGAUUUUAAAUUUCAUUAUUUCUGAUUUAAAACUUUAUGCAUUUUUCCUACCUGUAUUUCUAAUCUUCUUUUAAGAUCAAAUUAACAAGAAGGGAUAUUUUAUUAAUUUUAACAUUAUGUCAAAAUUAGCCAAAAUAAACCACUCACAAAAAUUUCCACAACUAAAUGACUUGCAAAGAUGUCAUAUUACAAUUUAUUUCCAUGAUCAUUUUAUAUAUAAGUUAGUUGUUUUGGUGUCAUUGGGAGGAAAAAAGACCAGAAUUAGCAGGAGAAACAGAUAUUGGAUUUUCUACACACUGAUGUAGUAAAAUAUCAUCUGCCAGCUACAAUGAGAACAUUUUUUGGCAAGUGAAGGGAAUCAGUAAAAAAGUUUCAUAUUGUGUCUAGCGGUUGAUGUUUUACGAUAUCUAUAUGCAGAAAACCCAAUAGGUGUUUAUCAUGUUUUUUUGGUAUUUUUUUUCCUUCCUUAGACAAUUUUACGCUAGACAAAACUAAGCUUGAUAACUUCUCACACAUUGUAACAACAGUGAUAACUUCUCCGACAACACAAUGUCGUUGCUGAUAACUUCUGCUUACACCUCAAUGCUGUGAUAUUAGAAUUAAAAACACUGAGAAGGGUGAUGUAGGCAAAGAGAUGUACAAUAAGAUGUUAUAGUAAUCUUAAGUCAUGUGUAAAAGAAGUGUGCUUCAUUCUUAAUAUUAAAAACUUUUGUGUUAGUGUUUAUUUUUGCUGUAAUAAAGUAAUUAUAUUCAUAUGUUAUCAUAACUAUACUUAGGUAAAUAAUAUAAAUGGGUAUCUAGUAACCAAUAUAAAUUAUAAAAUAUAUUAAGAGUAUCUAUUGGUAACAUCUGAAUUGAUUGCUCAUUAAAAAAUAAUGUACCAAUUCCUCUUUAAAGUAAAAUAUUUUACAUACAUAACCUGUAUAUUGAAUUACCUCCCCCUGGCUCUAAUAAUUAUAUGUGAAUUAUUCUAGAUUAAGUUCAACCAUUUAUGUUUUUUGUUUAAGUGAGUGAUACAUUUGAUAUUAAUUAUUUUAUAAACAAAAAAAUGGACAUUUUCACUUUUCUAUGCUAUGUCUGUAGCUAGGGUUACUGUGGGUUCAUGUUGAAAGAUGCACAAAAUGUAUAUCUGAUUGUAUAAUUUAUAGUAAAUAUAUAGCUGUUGUGACUUGUUACAUAAUACUUUGACUAGUAGCUGCCUUCAAGUUCAUGGUUUGAUAAUGAUGAAAAGAUGGUUGAAUUUGUCGAAAAAUACAUUUUCACUAAAAAUAUUCAUAAGUAAACUAUAACUUUCUUUCUGUACCUUUUAUUUUUGAUAUUAUACCUAUAUAAACCAUGUCUGGUCAGGUCAAGUGAAGGUUGUAAUACUUGGGAAGAAAAAGGACUAACAUGGAGGAUAGUUAAGAUUUGUUUUUCAAAUUUUAAUUCCAUCUAUAAGAGAGUUCUGAUAUCAUAGAUAGUUCCUAAAACAUUAUUUAUAUAAAACAGUUAUUCAAAUUACAGACAUUUCUUUACCAAAAUUUGUAUCUUGAAAUUUAACGUGUUGAAUUCUGUUCAAAUCCAAUGCAUAGAGUGCAUCUUCUGAUUGGAACUAUCUUAUUUUGUGUUAUUGACAGAUAAAUAUUAGGAUAUAUGAGAGCAAUGACAAAUUUUAUGUACUUUAAAUUUUCUGGCAUAAUAUCAGGAGUAAAACACUUGAAAAUUAAUUUGUACAUUAUAAUUUGAUGGUCAGUUAACUCCCCAUGUGAUUGUUAUUUCACUCAUACUUUCAGAAAGUGUAUAUGCAAUUCGGUCAUAUAAAGUAAAUGUUAUCUUUUCUGUUUGAUUUUUUUUUGUCUUAAAAUGGUAGAGUGUAUGGUUUAUCUUUAAUAUCCAACAAGAGUAAAUAAAAUAUUUCACAACCUG